CUGUGUUGGUGUGGAAGAGCACCAUGCUGUUGACAUUGACCUGUACCACUGCCCCAACUGUGCGGCUCUUCGUGGCCCUUCCUUGAUGAAGAGGAGGAGGAACUGGCACAGGCAUGACUACACAGAGGUGGAUGAUGGCUCCAAACCUGUGCAAGCUGGAACCAGGGCCUUCAUCAAAGCACUGCGUUCUCGAGUCUUCCCAAGUGCCGAUGAAAUUGUUGUUAAGAUGCAUGGCAGUCAGCUGACACAAAGAUACCUGGAGAAACAUGGAUUUGAUGUUCCUAUUAUGGUCCCUAAAUUAGAUGACCUUGGACUCAGGCUCCCUUCACCUGCCUUUUCAGUGAUGGAUGUGGAACGUUAUGUAGGUGGUGACAAAGUGAUAGAUGUCAUUGAUGUGGCAAGGCAGGCAGACAGUAAGAUGACACUUCACAAUUACGUUACAUACUUCAUGAAUCCUAGCAGACCAAAAGUGUUAAAUGUGAUCAGCCUCGAAUUUUCAGAUACAAAGAUGUCAGAAUUGGUGGAGGUCCCUGAUAUAGCCAGAAAACUUUCGUGGGUGGAAAAUUACUGGCCAGAUGACUCAGUCUUCCCUAAGCCCUUUGUCCAGAAGUACUGCUUAAUGGGAGUUCAAGACAGCUACACAGAUUUCCACAUCGACUUUGGUGGGACUUCUGUCUGGUACCAUGUCCUUUGGGGUGAGAAGAUUUUUUAUUUGAUAAAGCCAACAAAUGAAAAUUUGGCACUCUAUGAAUCUUGGAGUUCAUCUGUGACCCAGAGUGAGGUGUUCUUUGGAGAUAAAGUAGAUAAAUGCUACAAAUGUGUGGUAAAGCAGGGACAUACCUUAUUUGUUCCUACAGGGUGGAUCCAUGCUGUGCUCACUUCUCAGGACUGCAUGGCUUUCGGGGGAAACUUUCUGCACAACCUCAACAUUGGCAUGCAGCUCAGGUGUUAUGAGAUGGAGAAAAGACUAAAAACACCAGAUCUUUUCAAAUUCCCUUUCUUUGAAGCCAUAUGCUGGUUUGUAGCGAAAAGUUUGCUGGAAACCCUGAAAGAACUGAAGGAAGAUGGAUUUCAGCCUCAGACUUACUUAGUACAGGGAGUGAAAGCACUGCACACCGCUUUAAAAGUGUGGAUGAAAAAAGAACUUGUAUCUGAACAUGCCUUUGAAAUUCCAGACAACGUUAGACCUGGACAUCUUGUUAAGGAACUUUCUAAAGUAAUUCGAGCAAUAGAGGAAGAAAAUGGUAAACCAGUUAAAUCUCAGGGAAUUCCUACUGUGUGUCCAGUUUCACGGCCUUCAAAUGAAGCAUCUUCACCAUAUCAUUCCCGGCGAAAGAUGAGGAAACUUCGAGAUCAUCAUGUCCGAACUCCUUCUAACCUAGACAUCCUUGAGCUCCAUACAAGGGAAGUCCUCAAAAGAUUAGAGAUGUGUCCAUGGGAGGAGGACACACUGAGCUCUAAACUGAAUGGAAAAUUCAACAAACAUCUCCAGCCAUCUUCCACGGUACCUGAUUGGAGAGCAAAAGAUAAUGAUCUACGAUUACUGCUGACAAAUGGAAGAAUAAUUAAGGAUGAGAGGCAGCUGUUUGCAGAUCGGAGUCUUUAUACAGCAGAUAGUGAAAAUGAAGAGGACAAGAAACCAAUAAAGAAGGCAGACAUAAAGACAGAAGAGAGCUCAGGAAGAGAGGGGACAGAAAGUGAAGGAUUUCCAAAACCACUUAACAGAAUUUUUACAAGUGUGAAAUCAGAACUCAGGAAUAGAACAUCAGAAUAUUCUGAUGUUUCUGAUUCAGAAGACUCUGGACCUGAUUGCACUGCACUGAAAAUUAAUUUUGCCACUGAAGAUUCUGAAAGUUCAGGUGAUGAAAAGAAACAUGAAGUAACAUCAAACUUUGAGGAGGAAUCUGAUGUAGUGAGGAACCUCCUUCAAAAGGGCCAGAAGCCAUCUAGAAAUGAAAUUCCAGUUAAAAGGGAAUGUCCUACCUCGACGAGCACAGAGGAAGAAGCUAUUCAGGGCAUGCUGUCUAUGGCAGGGUUGCACUAUUCCACGUGUUUACAAAGGCAGACACAAAGCACAGACUGCAGUGGUGAGAAGAACUCUCUCCAGGAUCCCAGCAGCUGCCACAGCAGUAACCCUGAGCUUAGGCAGUUGUAUCGUUGUGACAAACAAGUGGAAUUUGGAUACCACGACAGAGCUGCAGAUCCAGAUUUGAGGACAUCAUCCUGGGCUAAACAGUUUGAUAGAACGUCCCGAUUUAAUGCUCAGGGUUUAAGUAGAAGCCAGAAAUCCAUCAAAAAGGAAAGUUCUUCAGAAAUCAGUCAGAAGGCACAAAGCAGGCAUUGUGUGGACAGCAGUAACUCAAGUAUUCAAAAUGGAAAGUACAUGCUGAGUCCCAGCUUGGUUUCAGGGCCAUGCCAGAUAAGUAACGGCAGUCUAAGCCCAGAGAGGCCUAUUGGUGACACAUCUUUUUCAGUGCCCCUUCACCCCACCAAGAGACCUGCAUCAAACCCGCCACCUGUCAGCAACCAGGCAACAAAAGGUAAACGUCCAAAAAAAGGAAUGGCAACAGCCAAACAACGACUUGGGAAGAUCCUUAAGUUGAACAGAAAUGGCCAUGCACGUUUCUUUGUGUGACAGAGCUGCUAUUUCAGUCACUCUUUCCUUUGGAGGCCAGUCUUGGGGUGUGGAAACUUGGAGUUUCCACUGUCCCCUGCCUGGAGCAGUUUGUGUGUACAGUAAGAAUACUGCCCGAAGAACAGAACGAACCUGAUGCUGCAUUUUCACUGUGCCACGCCCACUCAGCAAUAACCCUUUGGACCUGGUGGGGGAGAGGAAGAAGGAGGGUAGAACCUUAAAAAGAGACCUUGAACUGGAAAGGGAGGGGUCUCUUGUCAGGGCUUGAAUUUAAUUUUGUUGUUGGUAGUGUCUUGAUUUAUUUUCAGUAGUAGGAUAAAGAAUUAUCAAUAAUUUAUUUAACAGAUUUUUUUUAAAGUUAACAGCUUUUAAAUUCUUUCUUUUUUAAAGCUAUUUAUUUGGAAGAUUUCUGGAGAAAUAUCUCACUAAUUUAGAUUUAAGAAUGUGAAGGUUUUUAAAUUAUUUUUGAUAGUGUAUGUGUUACAUGUGGGGAAGAGCCACAGUAACAGUAGCUAGUCUGGACUCUUAAAUUUGAUAUUCAGGUUAAAGUCUUAAACAGGGAUUUGAUGCAUUAAUUAUUUUAAAUUAAGAUGUAUAUGAAAUCAUUUUAUUUUAUAUAUUUCAUGUGUUUUUUAUAAGCUAUUAGCUUCGCUUUUGCUAACAUCCAAGGUGCAUACUGUUAUCCAGGUUGAUUCCCUUACACCCCACCUUUCCACUGCAACCCCCCCCACACCCCCCAACAUAUUGAGAUGACCCAAGACUCUUCUCUUUGCAGGGAAACACCUUUAUAGCCAAUGUUUAAGAACCACAUAAAAGAGUCCUCGUUUCUCAUUUCUUUUGACAUUGUGGUUUUCUUGUACAUGUAAAGAAACAGGCUUAUUUUGUUUUCAUUUCCCCUGAUGAUAUCUAGGUCCCAAAGAGAACAGCUUUAAUAUCCUUUUCCUACUAAUGGGGAAAGUGUAGGUUUGGUUAAAAUGUCAUGUUUGUAGUUUUUUCAAAAACCUUUAUAAUUACAGAGGGCCUUCUUCAUACUGCUGGUGUUGGAAGAGCCAACAUCUACCACAGGUUAUAUCUUACCAUGCUUUUAUUACCUAGACAUAACUUUUUUAGAAAUACAGUUUGAUUUAGGAUGUUCAAAUCUGCAUAAAAGCCGUAAUACAAUAGGACUAUACUAUAUUAAGUUGUAUAGAAACAAGCAUGUUGGAAUAGAUCUGUGUGUGUGGGUGUAUGUGUGUGUGUGCUUAAUUUUUGAAGAAUUAUCUCAGUAGAUAUUUGGAGUAAAUGGGUGCUUUUUGCAGUUCUUUCCAUUUGUCUUGGCUACUAGCAUAUGGAGGUUGAGUGUCUGGUUGAGCUUUAGCUAAGAUAAUCAUUUAUAGCUUUUAUGUACAACUUUUACUAAAUCCAAAUUUUCAGUUGCUUGUAUUAGUUUUUAGUCUCUUUUAGUCUCCCUAUUUCCCCCUCAUGGCAUUAAAAUAAAUUGAUACUUGGGGGGCCUGGUGGUGUCAUAUUUCAUAAAUUCCUACAAAGACAGUAUAGGUAAAUAACAUGAAAUUUAUUUUUCUGGAGAAAUAUUGCUGCGUAAUGGAUUUUUUUCUUUCUCAGUCAGUAAGGUAGCUGGACUUUUCCUUCUGCACUAAGCAUUAAGUUGUAAGAAAAGAAUUAUGUACCUUUCAUAGUUUCAUUCAAAACAUGUAUUUCCAAAGAGGGAUAUUUCUUAUUCUGUGUCUUUUACAAUAUUUCAAGGGAUAAGGAAGUUACGAGUUCACCUUUUUGGUCCAGAUUGUCUGGAUCAAAGUUUCACUUCAUUUUGGGUGUCAGGAAGGAGUUUUAUGGAACUCUUAGUAUCUGUAAAGGCCUCUCUAGCCCGUGCCUGCCCUGUGCCGUGUCCAGUAGGAGAGGAACUCAGUCCAGGCACUGUUUGUGUCUCAAGAUGCAAAAUUCCGGAUUGACUGGCCCCUCCCCUUCCCACAAUAUUAUCACUGUGAUGUCUUUGUUUUCUGUUUUGUUAGAACACACAUUUUUAUUUUGGGUUAAGAAAUAAGCAGAUGAUUUCUUUCUUCAGUUAUAAUGAUUUGGAUUUCUUUAAAACAACUUUUAAGUAUUUUAGCUACUUACUUUUGGUCAUAAAAAUUAAAACAAUUUAUUUUUAUGAAUUAAAAUUGUGGCCAGUAUCCACCCUGUGUCUUUAGGCUGAUAAAACACUAAUUUUGAGUUGCCAAUAUUUGGAAUUUUUAAGUAACAAUACUAUGGAUUCAUUUUCGAUCAUUUUAACCCACAACUGACUAAAUUACAAAACUUUCAGCAAGUUAAUAUAGCCACUAACAAGGAAUCCAUGUAUCUUUUCUGAGUUGAUAAAAAUUCAGCCAGACAGCCAGUGACUUUUCUAGUCAGACCUCUUACAUAGUUCCCCAACUGUGAUAUGUCCUUUUAUCUCAGAGAAAUGACUGGACUUAGAGGUGUGACUACUGUCAGGAUCUGGGCUCAACAGUUCUAGGUAGUCUCACUUAUAAGCAGUAUACCACAGCUAAAGUAAGAAGGCAGCAGUGAUAGCACUUAGUUAUAAGCAAAUGAAAUGUGUAAAAUUGAGAACUAAUGAUUUAACAUGCAGCUUUAAUAGCAGUAGUUAUCCUGUUGUAAUUCAACUAAGUGAUCCUUAACCUGGAAUCUACUGUACUGUAAUUCACAACAUUAUAUAAUAUCAUGCUCUCCAAUAUUGGUGAAUAGUUAACAAUACAAAACUGACAGCUUAGUAGUUCAUGAUCUUUGGAAUACAUUGAAAUUCACAAAUACAGUGUAUCUUUGAAGCACACAAAAUUGAACCAUCUACUGAAACCACAAACAAGUCCACCUAUAUCACUAGUUAAAUACUUAGUUUAAUACUUAGAUACUAGUUGAAUAUUAUUCUGUGUUUUACUAAUCCUAAUUAAUUCCUGUUCAAUGUAUUUUACUGUAUUUAUUCCUAUGAGAACAGCAGGUAUUUAUCAGACAUCUACAGUGUGGCCAGAACUAGUUAGUAUUGCAGAGGAGUCUCAGUUUUAGUUUUGUCUGUCUGUGAAGGUGUGUCUUCUCCAGGGUGUUAGCAGUAUUGUUUUCACUUCAAGCACACUUGAGCAGAAGGUGAACCAUUUGUAAAGAGAACAGAAUCAACUGAGACGUACCACUGUAGAAGUGGAAGUGUUAAAGAAAAAAAAAAAAGACCCCUCUUCUUUAACAUUUAAGAAAAAUCCCACAAGUUAGUAAUUUUGUUGGUAAUACAAGGGUGUGGUGGUGUGAUGAGGCUUGGAAGAAAGCAGAGGACCUGCAUUUUGGUCCAUGUUGUGCCAUUUGUGUCAGCUGAGCAACCCCGAGUCAGUAAACUAUUCUGAGUUUUAUUUCUAAGCCCUUGUUUUCUUAUUUUUAAGUUUUGAUAAAAAGUACUUAAUGAUACUCAGUGAAGACCAGCAUUCUUCAGCUAUUAUGUCAGUUAAUUAUUAAGUUACAACUGAUAAGAGUACACCUUUAGAGAAAUCUAUAAAUGAAAACUGCUUCUAUUUAUCUCUUGUAUGCCCAGAGCAUGCUAUGUAAAACCUGAAAAAUUCCUAACAAGGUGCUGAAUUAGAAUCAGAUUUUAUUCUUGAAGUGAAAGAAAAAGAAAUGAGCUGGUUUGUGAGCAGAAGAGUAAGAGCUUUUAUCUAGUUAGUGAUGAUUAUUUACACAGCAGAAAAGCUAGCUGUAGGUUUUCUCUCAAAGACAAAUUAGUACUGUUCUCCAGAUUUGGCAUACUCUUCAGGUAUAAAAGUUAAAUGGGUGAUGAAUUUAAAAUGACUUAGCAGCUACCCAUGGAACUAGGGGGGAAAUAAGAUGACUAGGAAAAAGAACUUGGCAAAGACAGCCCAGGGCUAGGUACUAAUAGCUAGGGAGAGAAAAGUCAUGGGGUUAGUAUAGGAAGGUAACACAGCCUAAUGUGCUCAACAAAACCAGUGUUGGCUUGCUUCAGAGGAUGCUCUGCAGUGGUGAGGCAGUCCCUGAGAGCCGGGAAACCAUCGCAUGGCCUAGGGUAUUGCUGCUAGAAAGAAAAUAGCAAAUGUGAAUUUCUAGUUUUCACAUAGAGAAAUAAGAAACUUCAUAAUGCAAAUCUAAAAUUUCUCUCAAAAAUUCAUCUUUCCCAUUAUAUAUUAAACUAAUUUCUCUCUGUAUAAGAGAGAAGGUCUUGCCUUUGAUAUGUGUAAGGCCCUGGGUUUUAUUCCUAGUACCACAAAGAGAGCAAAGAGGACCUAAGGCUUUCAGACUGUUAAUGGUACCCUAGACUUCUAUCUAAUACAAUCUCAAAAAAUUAAGCAUCAUAUCUUUUAUCUAGGGAAAGCUAGUCAAUAACAGUGAUCAAUGUAACUGAGAUAGAGAGAUUUGCCUAGGGACACACAGUGGCUUUGGGAUUUCUGAUACUUUGUUUCCUUACACAGACCCUGUUCUCUGACACUGCAAUCUCUGCUUGCUUUGUGGAUGCUGUCUGUGUAUGUUCUUGAAGCUAGACAGAAACAAGAAUUAGGAUACUCCCUAAACUGCUGUUGAGCAUAAUUAAACCUCAGUAUAAACAUUUUUAAAAGAUUUUUAAUAAGUGAAUGUCUAUUUCCAAAGCAGCUGGCAUGUCAUCACUACCAUAGUUUUAGUCUUCUGUAGUAAGUCUCCCCGUUUUUUACUGGGAAGAAGUAAAUAACACUCACUGGAGACGCCCUUAGGUUCCCGCGUCACCCUUGGUACACUUUUAGUUUCUUAAGGCUUUGUCUUAACUGUGACAUUACACUUUUUGUUUAAAAUCUUUUAAAGGAUGUAUCCAAUGAUUCUUCCAACAAAUUUACCUGUUCUGCACUAUUCAUUAAUGAAACCCUGGCUACCACGUAGCCCUUGACCUCCAAGUAGUUUACCUAUGCAAGACCUGUGAUACUCUAGAUUCACUUUUCUUCAUUACAGAAAGCAGUCAUAAAUGCAACUUAAUCAUAAAAAGUUUGUCUUCAAUGGGUUUUUUUGUUCUUUUCAAAAUAAUCAGCUAUUUUCCCUCCUAUUUUUUUACCAAAACAAUUAUCAUAAGUGCUAGAAUAUAUACUAUUUUGCAGGAAUAAAAUAAUCAAGACAUAUGCUUACAUUUCUUUGGUGGAUUUUGUUUGGUAAGAAAUGCCAGCAUUAACUGUAGAGUUGAUUCCUUGCCUAGAAUAUUUUUUCCUCCUAAGAUUCGUAAUUAACAUUUUAUUUUCACAAAGCAUGCAUAUAACUUACACAAUAUAGUCAGGGACCUGAGGUGUAACUUGCUAAGUGAACCCCAAGGUUAUUUUAUCGUGCAAAAGAAACCUAAACCAAACUAAGGGCCUUACAGUUUAUGGUUAGACUGAAUCAAAUGCUGUAACCUCAGUUUUUCCAAAAACAGCUCUUGACUGCACAGGCGAGUCAUGCAGUUGUGAAGUAUGAAAUAGCACUGACAGGAAAUGCAUGUGUGUCUUUGCAGACUGUAUUUCCUUUGGGAAAGACUUUUCUACUUUUAAUAUAAUUAAGCCAUAACAGUUUCAUGCUGUGGAAAGGAUGAAAAGGUUCAUUUUAAGAGAUUAUAUAGUAUGGACUUUCACAUUUAUUGUGAAACAUCUAACUUUGCCAGUGUUUCAGCAAGUUUUCUUUUGGGGUGUUGGAGGGUGGUAAUGGGGAAGGGGUAAGUAUUGGUUUUAGGGGUUUUAACUCUGUGAAAUUUGAAAACAGGACAGUUGUUGGCUAUGGUACUUACUAGUUUUGUAGUAAUGUUUUGCUAGCCUGACUUUCCUUACUGGUUUUUAUGUCCAUGGUCCCUGGUGACUGUUACUCUAAUUGUUUGGGGUGUGUGCAGAGUAGUGUCUCAUCUGUGUGUAGGCAGUCAGUGUGUGUGCACAUGUGUCCUUUUGACUACAGAAACACACUGUGUGACAAUGGAAUGGGGUGUGGCUGGGAAGUGGGAUGCUGAAGCUUUAAGAGCAUUUGUUUUUAUUCAGAACAGUAUUUCCCAUCUUUUGCCUGCAGGCAGGGAAAGUGUACAGUAUUUAUUUUGUUCCUGUUUUACUCUGAAUUUGUAAGUCUUUAAGUAGCUUAUAUUAUUAUUAUAGGGGAAGACAAGUGACUUGCUUAAAGUUGUAUUUAGAAUUCUUACUUCCUAAUUUCUGUAUUUUUAAAUAUUGAAAUUAAAAUUGUAUUACUUCUGUUUUGAUUUUUUUA
This is a messenger RNA of Cricetulus griseus (Chinese hamster), 8842 nucleotides long. Lineage: Eukaryota; Metazoa; Chordata; Mammalia; Rodentia; Cricetidae. The record is from RefSeq and is a predicted model, not a curated record.